ACACACACAAAAUAAAAAGGUUACAGUCUUAUUGCGCAAGCACAAUAAACCCCAAAAAUGGCAUUAAUGGGAGACGAUGGACGCGGCUACGAGUUGGCGCGGAAGCUGGAAUGCCACGGCGUGUGGCGGUCUUGGCUUGGGGAUUCUCUCUACUCGACCUUCAUCCACUUUCUCUCUUCGCAGUCCUCGUGGGACGCCUUCAUGCGAGCCGACGACUCCAAGACCAAGACCCAGAUCCAGCUUCAGCUCCGUGCCCGUGCCCUCCUUUUCGACAAGGCCUCCGUCUCCCUUUUCCUCUGCCGUAGCAAUCAAUCCUCAUUGUCUGCCGCUAUCCCAAAGCUCAAUCCUAAUUAUUUGGAGUUGCAUGGUGAUGACGUUUAUUUCACUUUAGAAAAUGGCACACAAGAUGCGGAUCAGCUCCAACCAGCGGCUGUUUCCAAUACUACAUCAUCGAAGGGUCAAUCCAAAGCAUGUCUUGGUGCUGGAUCAAGGUUUAGUGAAGUAGAAGUUGAUGCUGUUUCCCAAAGGUUUAAGCCUGAAGAAUUGCCAGAAACAUGGUAUAGUCAGUUCUAUAAGAAAUACAGAGCAAGUAAAUCAUGUAAGUUAUCGUUUGGUGAUAGAGAGUCAGAAAAACGUACGCCUGAGCAGAUGCAUACAUAUCUUAGAGUUCUUGAGAAUCACAAGAGGAGGAGAAUAGCUUUUAAGGAAGAUAAGAACUUGAGUUUUGCCAAUCCCAUGUUGGAACGAUCAAACUUGGCUGUAGAUGACAGUAGUGCUGUUGAUGAAAUGCUAUUUUUCCCGGAAACAAUGUUUACCUUAAAUUGUGUCCCAGAUAGUGCAGUCUUGAGAACAACUGUACUGGAGAACAAUCAGAAAGUGGAGUUCAAUGGCGUUCUGGAUAACUUACCCCGGAUUAUGGCCAAAAGCCCUGUUAUCAAUCCUAUUAUGAUUGAGAGGCUUGGUAUCCGUCCGGAAUACUUAAACAUAGAUCAGGGAGGAAGUCAAAGUCGUGGAAAGCAUGGAUUUCAAGGGAACAGAAAACUUCUUGGUCAAGAACAAGCAUCACAGAUGUCGCAAAAGGUGGUUGCACGAUUACUAACAAGUGCGGGAUUUGAAGCUUCUUCUGAAGUUCCUUUGAAAGUUUUGGUGCAGUGUUUGAGUUGUCAUAUUGGUAAAUUAGGUCGUACUUUAAAACUCCUUGCUGAUAGUUACAGAAAACAGUGUUCAGCCAUGGAGUUACUGAAGAUGUUCCUUAAAACGGCUGGAUAUAGUAACCUUGGGACUUUAUCUGAGCUUGUAAAGGAUAAUACCAGGAAUAUUAUGCAACAAAGUCACUCCCAAGUACCAGGAAUGCAGUUACAGUUGCAAACACAGCAUCAAGCUCCAAUUCAGCAGCCUCAGCAGAUUUCAAGACAAAUGAAUCCACAGAUGCAGCAGGUGAACUAUCUAGCUUUGCAACAACAUCAGCAGCAGCAGCAGCAGUGGGAGAGGAUGAGAAGACAACAGAUGGCACCUCGUCCGGCCAUGAAUUCGAAUAUGAAUAUGGAAAAGGACAGACCUAUGGUGCAAGUGAAGAUGGAGAAUCCUUCUGAUUCUCCAAUGGAUAAUAAUGCCUUCACAUCAAUGAAUGCCAGACACCCACAGGUGCAUCAGUUGAGGCAGCAACAGCUUGCUGCAAUAUCUACCCUCCGUGCUCAUGCCAACAAUGCGUUUAGGCCAAAGAAUUCUCUUCAAAUUCCACAAAUCCAGACCUCGAACAUGGGAAUGGUUAGUGCUCAACCUGUGAAAGUUGAAGGCUUUCAGGAGUUGAUGGGUGGAGAUGCUUCUAUGAAGCAUGAUUCAGAGGAAAAUAAGCUAAUUUCUCCUCCAAAGUAAUAUGCAAUACCCCUUUCGACAAAAGGUUGCAAUCCUGUUUGGAUUCAAUAGGUACCCUAGUUCAUUUACCUCCCCUUAUGUACAUCAUUAAGACAUCUAGUAAGAUUAUUCGUGUAUAAUAUGAUUACUACUACCAACAAAUAGAAAGGCAAAUGUAACUUUGAUCUUUGAGCCUCUUUUCUGGGUGCGGAUAAAGAUGCACAUGCAAACAAGCAUAUACUUUUGAAAGCCGAGAUGCUUGAAUCGAGUGCUAUUUAAUGAAA
Molecule: messenger RNA, 2138 nt
Organism: Olea europaea var. sylvestris
Lineage: Eukaryota; Viridiplantae; Streptophyta; Magnoliopsida; Lamiales; Oleaceae
Exons: 6
Coding region: 58-1875 (605 amino acids)
Molecular function (GO): protein heterodimerization activity
Source: RefSeq, a predicted model, not a curated record